GAGCGCGGUUAAUUCGUGUUUUCAAUGUGGAGAAUAUGGCGUGAAUAUGAAGCAUAUAGGAAUUUAAGUUUUUGGUGACCGAACAUGGACUGCGACCGAGGGAUGUUUUGCCCGUUUUGUGGUAAACACAUGAGCAGCUUAACGCAGUUUUGCUUUACGUGUGGUCGGUGUUUGGAGUUUUUAAAGGACGCGAACCAGACGGAAACACAGGGGACUUCUCGACAGCCGGACAGUGCUAAGCAAACAGAACAACCAUGCCCAUCAUACAAACAGUUCAUGGAGUAUAGAAGCUCGAAGUCAAAAGAAAGACAGUCUUUUAACUAUGGGCCAAAAGGAAGAUCUAGGCUUAAAGAAAGAAAAAACGUCCAGGUUUUUGAACCACAAAAUCGAAGUACUCCCAAAUACAAACUGGAAGAUGAAAGAGAUGCACCAGGACAAUCAUCAACAAUUCAGCCAGGACAGAUAGUAAUAUCUGAUGCUGAGGAUCUGGAUCCACCUGAAACAAAUCCAGAAAAACCGUCUUGCUACAGUAAAUACACAGACCUGUUUUCACCAAAUGUUGAGCAAGAAGACGAAGAGCCGGUUGCUGUCAAUGUGACGAAUUUUCAACACACAGCAAUGGAGGAGACGGGCAUUACAUUACCUGACAUCGUGGCAAACCUGUCACUUCCUAUUAAUCACAAAAAAGUCAGCCGGUUCAACAUCUCAAGGGCUAACUUUUGGGAUGGGGCAGUCAGAGGUUUCAAGCGUACAACCUAUUCUGAAACCUGUGACAUGCUGGUGAAAUUUACUGAUGAUACUGGUGUUCUGGAAGAGGGAAUUGACACUGGUGGUCCAAGACGAGAGUUUUUGACUCUACUGAUGAAACACCUAAAAGACCGGCCCAUUUUUGAUGGACCAGAAGGACAUCGGUUCUUGGUCUACAAUGCAAAUGAUUGAGAAUGCUGCUUCAUUGGAUGCUCUGCAAGAAUGUAUGAUGAGACACAGCACAAUGUUACAGACAGCAGGUUGUCUGAGACAUGUGGCUACUGUGGAAGAAAAGAAAGAAAUCGUGUCAGACUACCUCCAAUGGUAUAUUAUUGACCGCAACUCAUCUGUAAUUAAAAGGUAAGAUGAUAUUUGUGGUGAUGAUUUUCUUCUUUUUUUUAUGUAUUUAUAUACAAAUUUUCUAGUUUGAAAUGCCUCAUGGUCCCCAUCUUUGGUUUAUGCAGGCAUGUAUAUCUGUUAUCAAUUUGUCACUGUGACAGAAUUUGUACCUUAGUGUAUUUCAACUGAUAUGUGAUGUUCCUUCAUUCUGUCAAACUACAGUGCCUUCAUUAAGUCUUCUCACCUUAUAGAUGUAAUUUAAAAUAUAUAUUAAUCUUUUCCUCAUCAAUCUACACACAAUACAUCAUAAUGACAAAGCAAAAACAGAAAUUAGAUCUCAGGAUUCUCCUCCUGACUAAUUCUUCCAUAGAGGAAAAUCAGUCCAGUUACUCAUUAGAGUGAUCUGAAUCUAUUUCUGACCCCAGUUCUCAUAGAGAUCAUGACAUGCAGAGAUGUUUUAGUAUCUCUUGUGUGUGUCCCUGAAAAUCAGAUAUAAAGAGUGUGGUGAUGUUGAUGGGUGUGUAAAGCUGUAGCUUCAUACACGAGGAAUCCAGGCAGGAAUUACUUCCAAAGGUGCUUAACCCUAAAACAGGCAACGUGACUCACGAGUCACAUUGUUUUUAUUGUCUUUUUUUGGGGCAUAAGAAUGAUUUUUUUCAUCAAAUCCUUAUCACUUAUGACAGCCUGGUCUGUCUUGAGUAUGCUGGUCACAUGAUUUGCUUCAAAUUUUUUGUGAUCAAUUAGUCAGCCUGACCUAAAUAAAACAUGGCUGCCAGUGGUGCAGAACAAUCAAAUUUUAGAAAUAGUAAAUAUAUAUUAAACUAACUUGUCUCCUGGGGAAAUUUUUUAAAAUAAUGCUGACAU
This is a messenger RNA of Micropterus salmoides (largemouth bass), 1950 nucleotides long. RefSeq lists its product as uncharacterized. NCBI's taxonomy places the organism in Eukaryota, Metazoa, Chordata, Actinopteri, Centrarchiformes, Centrarchidae. Bases 85 to 939 code for a protein of 284 amino acids. Gene Ontology annotation, molecular function: ubiquitin-protein transferase activity. The record is from RefSeq and is a predicted model, not a curated record. The transcript has 8 exons.